AUGACUAGUCAGCGCAAACGGCCGAGAAAUCCAUCUCCAUGCAGACAAGCUGCAAAGUGCCCAAAAAUUAACAAAGGACAGCAGCGAUGUGGACCUUUAUCUCUUUUAAAUUUAAGCGCAAAAUGCGUGGCGGAAAGUAUUCCUUUCCAACAAGUUGAGGAACGAAGCGCACCCAUCCCUGAGCCGGUGCAGCUGAGGAUAGUUUACUGGUCAUUCCCGAGAAAUGAAAGAGACAUUUGUAUGUAUUCCUCUUUACACGCUACAAUGUCACACAGUGACGCGAAAAGGCUGCCUUUCCAAAGAGGGUUAGCUCUUCUAGAAGGAAACGCUGUCAGGGAUGUACUACAAGUCGGUAGGUGAAUUUCUGUUUUGUACCCUUAAUAACCGCAACUAAUUCCCCUGACUGGGUCGUUGUCCGUCUAUAGACCGUGGAGAAGAGAAAUUAAUUUCUUUCGCGAGUCAUUAAAAGGCUUACAAUUUUAAAAGGCAUAUAGUAAGUAAGAAUAUUAUCGUUUUGAAUAUAAAUCGACUCAGCGUUCGUGCUUAAUUUUAUGUGUUUUUUCGCCCAACUGGGCGAUAGCGCCACUCUGUCUACCACAGUUUCUAUAGAAUACUAAUGACCUACAGUAUCUGUUUACCUCCAGCGCCACAAAAAAUUCCGCCUCCAAAUUGGUUUUUAUUAUAGUCACCUUUGAUACAGAAACUUUGUAAGAAUUAUCGUCUUGAGGUUCUUUUAGAACUGCCGCGUGGUUUAAUGAACAAUUUAGAGGUUUUAAAGGAACAGGUAGACUGUACGUUGAAGACAAGGGCUUUAAGUUUUGUGAGACAAAAGUUUAGUCUCGAUAAGUGAAGUUGAAUAUUUGUAUACGUGCUAAAAAACUUUCGUUCAGUUGGUAAAUACAGUGUAACAGUACAUUAAAAAAUGAUAUAUUGUCAACCGCUUUGGCUUUCAAAGAUUUCUUCUGUUUUUAAAAAGAUUGUCGAUUUCUCGCUAAAGUUUGCGUUUCCUUGAUUCUUAAUUAAACUUGUACUGGCUUGAAAGAAAUAUGACUGGGCUUUCUUAAGCUCCAUAUCUGUGGAUUAAACCUAGCAACUUUUAUUGUUUAUAAUUUACGAACGUGGUCGGCUCUUUCCCUUUAGUUUCAGCAUUUUCUUUUUAUUUUACUCAACAAUAGCGCCUCGGAAUUUUGUCUUGAAAUCUGCAAUUAAAGCCUGCUUGGAAUCCGCAAUGAGCUUUUAAGGCUGACAAACAAAUUGUGAUCGUCGAAGGGACCAGUUUUGACAUUUCAGAUGUUUGCUAGUUUUAGUUCCCUUUCUACCUCGGAACUUCCACUAUCCCCUCAGGGACACUAUUUCUGAAUUCAAUGUGCAAAAGAUAAUUACUGUAUAAAAGUUGUGUCUUUCUAUGUUUUCCCUCUCCUCUCUUGGAAUAACAUUGUUAUAGCUACUGUUUUUGAAUAGUGACAUGAAAUCAUUUUGUGAAGUAGGCAGCUACGAUUUUUUUGGCGGUUUUUGAAAGGGACGUGGUUCAGGUGCUGUUACUACCAAGACAAAAUAAACUGCUUCAUUUUGACCUGCCGACAAAAGGAUUGUGAUAAAUUGAGCAAUCAAAUUAUUCGAUGGACGUUCUCUUAACUUUAUUCUUUCUUUACCCAGGACGGGCUGCGCGGAAACUGUUCCGUGUAAAACUUCAGUAACCGGAUUAUACCGCAUUGUGUUUCUCAUAAAUAUUACCUUAUUACCUGUUAGCUUUUUGUAUCACUUUUACGUUUCUUUCUGUCUAGACCAGGAAUAGAGCUCAAAUCCUCUCGUUUUGUUUGAUUGUAAAGAAUUUCGUUUCAUUUACAAACAAUCUAGUCACAAAUAGAGUCGCUCCCAGAAAGCGCUGUACUCAGGAUACGCCCACGUAAAAAUGUGAAGUGGAACUCGGCUUAAUCCUUUUGCCGAAGGACGCGUCAGUGAGUAAGAUAUGUGUGACUAAAAUAAGGUGGUGGCCUAAAUUAUUCCCUAAAUAGUCAAAAAUGUUGUCUGAAAACUUUUUUCCAACCCUGGCGCUACAAAAAGAAGGCCAGAUGACUAGAUUGUUUUGUUAGCUUUAGUUUCUUGCAAAAUUUUAAAUCGCUUUGAAAGACCGUUAAAUGUUCUGUAGAAACAGUUGGUUCCUUGAAAGGCGCUCAGAUGGCUGUGUCAAAAAGAUUCCUCGUCUCGCUCAGCCCAUAAGAAGCUUCACGCGUGAUAAUACAACACAUGGAAAACACUACUCAAUAGCUACGCUCUUAUCACAUUGAAUUCAAGUUAUGGCUUUUUUGGGGACCUACUAGAUUGGACGAUUGUUAAACCCACAAGCCUUGAUGACACUUUAAGUUUUAAGUUCGGCGUUAUUCCCACAGACUCAAUUAUUGGCGUUCUUCAAAAACACAUCUACCUUUUGAAUGAGUGGAAAAAAUCUUAGGAUGAGACCAUCCAAAUGAAACCAGCUUAGCGGCACAUUCGUAUAGUAACACUAGUUUUUUGGUCUUCAACAAAUGAUAUUUUUCCUCAGUAGAUUUUGCGACAGAGGCGAAAAUUGCGGUGCGAAGAUGGGUGAUUAGAGACAAAGUGAUAGCCACCUGUCGCCCCGCGGCUUUGUUAAUGAUGCGCCAAGUUUUGGGGAGAGGCUGCAAGAAAUAUGUUGCCAGAUUAAUUGCUGUGUCAUUCGUCAACAGACUAAUGGGCUAAAACGCCAAGGAAACUUCAAAACUAGACGAAUAAUAGUUGAUUUGCAUUUUUGCAAAAGAGGCUUAGCGUGAAUAAAAAGCGCGGCAGAAUGGGCUUAAAUCAUCGACUAUUAAAAAGUUCCAAAUCCUUUGACACAUCUUAAUGCAUGUUUUUCUGCAUAAAAUUUCUUUCAGGUUUUCAUCUUAGUGGCAAAGUAACAGAACAAGAGGAUACCAAAUAUGGAACACAGCAAGAGGAAUACAAUGUUUCCGUUGGAUUUGAUAGGUGCAAAAUUACCGAGGUUUCUUGCAGUUGUGGAAAUAAGGACAUUUUAUGGUGUCCCCACGUCGUGGCGCUUUCGCUUUACAGAAUUCGUAACCCGGACAAGGUGACUCUACGCGUUCCAAUAUCAGAAACGCUGCUUCAAAUGAACCGCGAACAACUUCAGAAACUCUUGCAGUAUCUUAUCACGGAGCACCACACCGACGUUUUGCCGACUGCUCAGCGAUUGGCGGAUGAAAUUUUGCUUAAGACUUCGGAGAUUAACCGCUUGCACGGAGCCCCUGAUCCUACUGCAGGCGCUAGCGCAGAUGAUGAAAGCUGUUGGCAUUUAGAUGCAGAACAAGUCAGACAACAAGUUCGGAAUUACCUCUCCCAAGGUGGCUACAGCGGCAGCGGAAAACAUCUUCUAUCCAUGUUCGCUAAGGUAAAGAAUACUAGUAAUGGUUAACCCAUAUGAUUUCAAAACGAGUAUUGAAUUUGGAAAUAAAAAAGACUAUCGGAAAUAAACAAGAAAAUAUGAAUCACUGAGCCCGAAUCAUGGGAUUCCCCUGCACAUGACAAAAGCAACUCGGUUGUUUCCAGCCUGUUUCGCCUUUUGCGUGGAUUUACCAACAUUCAAACACCAAGCGACUGGCUAUUUUAGGAAGAUUACACUCUGUCCUCAGUGAUAAAAUGCAGUCUUCUUUGAAACUUAAAUGUAUUUUUACUUCUUUUGCAGGUUCGGGAAAUGCUUCGCGUUCAUGACAACAACGGAUCUCGCAUGCUUAGGCUCAUAACUGAACAAUUUCUAGCGGACCCAAGGCUCCAAAUAUGGAAAGAACAAGGUACCUCGAUGAACGACAAAUGCAGGCAGCUCUGGGACCAACUGGGAGCAUUAUGGGUUUGCGUAGUUUUGAACCCAGACAGUAGUCGUGCGGAUAAGGCUGCGUGGAAAGCUCAGCUAAAAACCUGGAGCCAACAAGAAGUUUGCCCGUUGGAGAACCCGAACGUUCAAAACGCUGAAGAGAGUGACGAAAUGUCAGACGAAACGUGCCCGCGCCGUACCGUGUUUUACAGAGCCGUGCAAGCGUGUGAUUUGGACUGGGACAAUAGCAAUUUGAAAGCCAUCAUUGGGCGCGGUGAAAAGGAGAAAGUUAACAAGAAUCUUACUUGGAAAGGUAAAGAUAUUAUUUUCACCCUCAGGAGCGGCCAAAGUCGGACUAUCAAUAGAGAGCUUUAGAUUCUGGCACGAGGAAGACUAGGAGUACGAGAUUUUCUUAAGAGUGCGCGCAAGAGUGAACCAGCGUCAUUUUUGGCGUGAUAAGUGUUUUGACUAAUAAUAUGACGGUUACUGUCGCUUUUACCAACGUGGAGAGGUUUUAAGUAAAGUGUUCACUACGUCCUACGUUUUUAGGUCAAUUUAAACACUCCUGCCACUUCUCAGUCAAUCCGAUCUAGCUAAAUAUUUCCUGGUUGAGUAAUCAUCGGUAUUCUUAUUGAAUGGUGUAGAGUAUGGUGUCAUUGGCCAGUUUGAUUACUCUGGUAUUAGGUCACUAAAUGAAAGUGCUUUUUCGGGGCUUCUCUGAUUUGAAUGGUCAGAAUCCAUUUGUCAAGAGAGUAAUGAAGUGUAAAUUUUGUUUUAACAGAGGAUGUGCCCAUGGCCGCUGCUCGAGUAGAUGCCUUGCGGGCUCAUGGCUAUCCCCAAGAAGCCUUACAAUUGGCAGUUGCAGUAGCACGAGGUCUGAAAGAAGAGCAGUUGGAAAGAGUCCAAGAAAUGGAAACCUUGAUGGAAAGUUUCAGUGAAGAGGAAAUAGAACAUAAACAUUGCGACGAAAGCUCGGAAAUAGACGAGUUUAUUGAGGGCUGGAUCGGGCACCAGCUUGAUCCCAUUGUCGUGUUGUACGAUACUCUUGUAGAGGAAGUGAUCGGGCCACAAGAGAGCGAUGACGGGCCGAAAGGCGACGCAGAAACUCUCCCCGAAGUGAGAUCUAGCUCGGAAAUUGAUCUGUCGGAAUACAGCACCGGAAAAGAAAAUUAUUUGACUUUAGCUCUUGAAGUCGCGCUUAUGGGACUUGGGCAGCAGCGAACAAUCCCCAUGGGGUUCUAUGCUCAAGACAAAGCCUGCCGGCAGGAAGAACACUUAAUCGCACAGCUUAAUCUUUUGAACUUUGACGACAAAAUUCUUUACCCUGUACUCAAAUCUCAAACUGAACUUCUCUUAAAGAGCGGGCCAUUUAGUGGACUGGGACUCGGCGUGCAUUCGAACAGCGUUCCCAUGCACACCUUCGCGCGCUUCCUAUUCAGCAAAUUCGUACACAAGGACCUUGACCUCGCUUUCAAGCUUGGCCUUCGUGCCAUGCGUUUCUUGGCUUUAAGUCAUUUCUCAGGCGACACGGCGGAUGAGGAAAUACCCCUGGUGGGGCCUUCUAGAGUCACACGAUUGUACACUUUAGGACAUUUACAAUCACAGCAAUGUGAGCUGGCAUCACGCCUUCUCAAUGCUGCCAAAGAUUCCGCUGACCGUCUCUCCUCGGUUCUUCAAGCAACUCAGCGGCAUAUACACUCAGCACCACAGCUAUUCCGUCUCGCGCAGGACGCGUUCAAACUAUCCAACGUUCAGUCGUCUGAGACACCUGACUUUGACAUGCUUCAUGUUGCUAUGGAGCUUGGGCUCUUAGUGUUGCGCAUGACAUUAAACACGUCAAACUGGCGACGUCGAGAGAUGGUGCAAUGGCUGAUAGAAUGCGCCAUCGAAGCUGGGACAUCUGCUCUCAGUCAAAUCAUGAAGAACUGGAGCUCACUAUUUACCCCAACAGAAGCGACGUCUAUGGUGGCUACGACCGUCAUGGCGCCCGCCACGGCGGCCCGCCUUCAGCUAACAGUUGUUGAGAAAGAAGCCCUUCUGUGUUGUGCACGAGCACUCGCCCUACAGUGCGCCAGUCGAGAACCUCAAAAGUGUUGUCUUUCCACACUGAGCCUCUGUGAGAAGAACCCUGCAGCCUUCGAGGCAGCCUACAGGCUCGUUGUAGAGUCUGCAGCUGUCAUUCCGCCAACCCAACUCUUCGCUAUUGCUCGUUACAUGGAUUACCGUGGCUACCCCCAAAGGGCGUUUAAACUUGCAACACUGGCCAUGAAGCAUUUCACCCUCGCUUACAAUCAAGACAGUCAUCCUUCCAUUGGAGACAUCCACUGGGCGUGCGCUCUGUCCCAGGCCUUGGGCUUUAAUGAACUCAUGCAGAUCAUUCCGCUGAUCAUCAAAGCAGUACAUUGCCCGACAGUGCUGUCAGAUCUACUCUUCAGGUGUACCUUUGUGAAAGCAACCACUGACGAGUCUCAUAAUAGUCAAUUCUUUAUGACGGACAACUGCGGGCUCAGAUGUGAUGAAGAACCGCUGAGGCAGCUUCUGGAGGCAACAAUUAGCGCUUAUGUGAACACAACGCAUAGCAGGCUGAAUCAUAUCAGUCCCAAGCAUUACAUGGAUUUCGUGUCUUUCUUAUCGAAAGCACAUGAGACAUUCCUGUUAGCCUCCGACGGCGGUAGUCGUUUCCGAGCGCUAAUCAACAACAUGAAAGUCUUGUACAAAGGAAAGAAAAAACUUAUGCAGUUAGUGAAAGAGACAUUUGGAUAAAACUCUUUAGGAAUCAAUUUGAAAUAUGAAAUAAUUAUUUAUAAAAAUGAACGUUCGCAAUCGAACCAGAGAUAUAUUAAAGAUUAUUACAUUGUAAACAAGAUAAGGCGAUUACAAAUUGUAUAUUUACUUGUGUGAAUUUAUUAACAAACCUAGGUUACGUCCGCGUUUCAAUUCGCCUCUAAACUUGAAAUUAGAAAAUUCUUGCCUUGGAGCGCUGCUUAACGUUUUAGUUAAUCAGUUUUUCUUUUCGAGUGGUUUAAAUUAAAGACGCUUUUCAACGAUGG
Molecule: messenger RNA, 6873 nt
Organism: Porites lobata
Lineage: Eukaryota; Metazoa; Cnidaria; Anthozoa; Scleractinia; Poritidae
Source: the annotation of a GenBank genome assembly